This is a messenger RNA of Malurus melanocephalus (red-backed fairy wren), 2128 nucleotides long. It is a transcript of the gene DBN1, whose product is annotated as drebrin 1. Gene Ontology annotation, biological process: neuron projection morphogenesis; postsynaptic actin cytoskeleton organization; regulation of actin filament polymerization. Gene Ontology annotation, cellular component: actin filament; lamellipodium; cortical actin cytoskeleton. Lineage: Eukaryota; Metazoa; Chordata; Aves; Passeriformes; Maluridae. Gene Ontology annotation, molecular function: actin filament binding. The record is from RefSeq and is a predicted model, not a curated record. Bases 128 to 1891 code for a protein of 587 amino acids. The transcript is spliced from 14 exons.
GGCUCACCCUUGCUGUCUCCCCAGGGCUCUCUACACAUACGAGGAUGGCUCUGAUGACYUGAAGCUGGCAGCAUCGGGAGGUGGAGGUUUGCUGGAGCUCUCCGGCCACUUUGAGAUUCAGAAGGUGAUGUAUGGCUUCUGCAGCGUCAAGGACCCCCAGGCUGUGCUCCCCAAAUAUGUCCUCGUCAACUGGGUGGGUGAGGACGUGCCGGACGCCCGCAAAUGCGCCUGCGCCAGCCACGUAGCCAAGAUUGCCGAGUUCUUCCAGGGCGUCGAUGUCAUCGUCAAUGCCAGCAGUGUGGAGGACAUUGACCCAGGGGCCAUCGGGCAGCGGCUGUCCAACGGGCUGGCCCGAGUGUCCAGCCCGGUGCUGCACCGCCUGCGGCUGCGCGAGGACGAGAACGCCGAGCCCGUGGGCACCACUUAUCAGAAAACCGAUGCCACCGUGGAGAUGAAGCGGCUCAACCGGGAGCAGUUCUGGGAACAGGCCAAGAAAGAGGAGGAAUUGCGUAAGGAGGAAGAGCGGAAAAAGGCCCUGGAUGCCCGGCUGCGGUUUGAGCAGGAGCGGAUGGAGCAGGAGCGGCUGGAGCAGGAGGAGCGGGAGCGGCGUUACCGGGAGCGYGAGGAGCAGAUCGAGGAGCACAGGAGGAAGCAGCAGAGCAUGGAGGCAGAGGAGGCUCGGCAGCGCCUGAAGGAGCAGUCCAUCUUUGGGGACCAGCAAGAGGAGGAYGACAGGCAGCAGUUCAGGAAAUCGGAGUCAGAAGUGGAGGAGGCUGCUGCCAUCAUCGCUCAGCGGCCCGACAACCCCCGGGACUUCUUCAAGCAGCAGGAGCGGGUGGCAUCGGGCAGCAGCGAUGCUGUCUCGCCGGGCAGCCACAGGACAGGUCGUCUGCACUGUCCUUUCAUAAAGACAGCUGACAGUGGGCCGCCUUCUUCCUCCUCYUCCUCCUCCUCCCCCCCGCGGACCCCCUUCCCCUAUAUCUCCUGCCACCGCACUCCAAAUCUCUCCUCUUUCUUCCCAUGCAGCCAGUCGGACGCCUUCCGCAAGGCCUCGGCAGCGGGCUGCAGCCCCUGCGAGUCCAGCCCGGCCGCCACGCCGCUGGCCGAACCGGGCACCCGCGCGCCCGCUGACCAGACGCCGGCAACGCCCAAAGAGUCCCCCAGCCCCAGCGCGCAGGAGCCCGGGCCAGCCACGCCCAAGCAGCACUGGCCCUUCCCGGGGCCGGAGGACAAGGCCAUCGAGCCCCCAGUGGAUGAGCCCAGCCCCAGGCCAGUGUGGACAGCGGGGGGUGAUGCCCUGGGGGACCUGGUGACCCUGGAGCCCACCGAGCCCUCCCUGCCACCCGUGGCUGACGAGCCCCAAACUGGGGAGGCCCCCAACCCUGAGAGCCUCAUCGACCUGUGGCAGAGUGACGGGGUGACCCCCCCCUCCGCCUGGCCCCUGCCUGCUGCCCCCGUCCCCGAGACCCCCCCGGCCGCGCUGCCCGAGGAGGGGGCCCUGCUGAGCCUGGACGAACUGCCCGAGCCCCCCGCCACCUUCUGCGAYGUGGAGCAGGAGGAUGAGGAUGAGGAAGAGGCAGUUGGCGAGGGCGAUCCCCAGCUGCAGGAUCUGGGCUGCCAGCACACGCCCCAGGAUGACACCCCGGGCCGAGAAACGCCCCCCAUCACCAAUGGGGAGAUGGCCCCCAAGGAUGGGACACCGGGUCGUGGGGAGCAGGCCAGCGAGGGCUACUUCAGCCAGUCCCAGGAGGAGGAGGUGCCCCCCCCCGAGGAGCUGUCGGCCAAAGCCCCCCAGCCCGUCUUCUACAACAAGCCCCCAGAGAUCGACAUCACGUGCUGGGACGCAGACCCUCUGCCCGAGGAGGAGGAGACCUUUGGGGGGGCCCUGUAAGGCCAGGCCCCGCUGCCGGCACAGGCAGCCCGCCCCGGCCGGCGCGGGGCACGAGGGGGCUGCAGCCGGGGGCCGGCCCCCCCUCACCCCUCUGGGGCCCCGCAGGAUGAGGCYUCCAGGUGGCGGCCGCCCCGCUGCAACCCCGCCCCGGGGCACCUUUUACAGCCCCCCCUUCUCCUCCUCUUUUUUAAGUUGUCGGUAGGAGCCGUGUCAGCCCCCAGCCCUCCCUUAGCAGCC